UGCCGUGGUACAUGUUGCCGUGGUACAUGUUGCCGUGGUACAUGUUGCCGUGGUACAUGCUGAUGUGGUACAUGUUGCCGUGGUACAUGUUGCCGUGGUACAUGUUGCCGUGGUACAUGCUGCCGUGGUACAUGUUGCCGUGGUACAUGUUGCCGUGGUACAUGUUGCCGUGGUACAUGUUGCCGUGGUACAUGUUGCCGUGGUACAUGUUGCCGUGGUACAUGUUGUCGUGGUACAUGUUGCCGUGGUACACGUUGCCGUGGCACACGCUGCCGUGGUACACGCUGCUGUGGUACACGCUGCUGUGUCUGA
Molecule: messenger RNA, 312 nt
Organism: Oncorhynchus keta (chum salmon)
Lineage: Eukaryota; Metazoa; Chordata; Actinopteri; Salmoniformes; Salmonidae
Product: keratin-associated protein 4-12-like
Exons: 3
Cellular component (GO): keratin filament
Source: RefSeq, a predicted model, not a curated record